AAUUUUAGUUUUCCGGUGAGCGUCGAGAGUUUGUGCGCGUUCGUGAGAGUCUGUUAUUAAAAAAUUAGUGAAAAUUUCAGUGAAAAUGUCGGUCGCGGCGAUGAAAUGAAAAACGUCGAUGUGAAAUAAACGCAAGAACCAAGAGAGAUAAUGUCGAAAAUCUGGCGACAUCGAUAAUAAUUAGGAGAAAUAAUAAGCGUAGAGACGGGGACGGCGAAUCGGCGUAUUGCGCAAGCGCAAAUGAGGGUCGCUAUCCGUGCUGCUGUUUGUGUACCAGAAAAGUUAAUAUUUUGGUUUGUUGAUCGCGUGUGGACAUCGAUAUUUUAAUAAAUAAAGGUGAUCAAAUAUGAACGACUAAACGCAGUUCUCAACCUUUUUAUCAUUUUUAAGACUAAUUCGAUUCAUUUUCGGUCAAUUUUCGAUUUUUUAAGAAGUGAUAUUUGCUACGCCACUCUUUACCAGUGACAUAAAGUUAGACAUAGUUCUAACAAUAAUCAUGUUGUUUAUAUAGUCAGUGGUUCAUUUAUUUUUUUUAGUGUUACUUUUUACACGAUAUAUAUCUUAAUGUAAACAGUAUUCAGAGUGUAGUAAAAAAUGUAUAAAGGUAAAGGAUCUACAGUGCCAUCUGAUGCACAAGCACGGGAAAAACUGGCUCUGUACGUUUAUGAAUAUCUUCUACACGUGGGGGCUCAAAAAGCCGCCCAAACCUUCCUAUCUGAGAUACGAUGGGAAAAGAACAUCACAUUAGGCGAACCACCUGGAUUUUUACACUCUUGGUGGUGCGUUUUCUGGGACCUCUACUGCGCCGCCCCCGAACGAAGGGACACAUGCGAACAUUCUUCUGAAGCCAAAGCAUUUCACGACUACGGAUUUGUAAAUUCCGGUUAUGGAGGUGUUAACGGCAUCGCACACAACACAGGACCAGCACCAAGUCCACUUAGUCAAAUUCCCCCGAACGAUGGAAUGCCUGGAGGUCCAAUCCCACCCGGAUUUUUCCCAAAUUCGACGAUGAGACCGUCGCCUCCAACGCAUCCAUCGAGUCAACCAUCACCACAUUCACAACCUCCACCACCACACACACAAAUGAUGUCAUCACAGCCCUUUCUAGGGCCAUCUAGGUAUCCAGGGCCUCGACCUGGAGUGAGAAUGCCACAAAUAGGCACAGAUUUUAGCGGUCCGCCUGGACAACCAAUGAUGCCUAACAAUAUGGAUCCGUCGCGGCAAGGUGAAGGCGGAGAAUUUGUAGGUUGGCAAGGACCGCCUGGUAUGAACCCCAUGAAUCCCAGGAUGAAUCCUCCUAGGGGUCCUGGAAUGGGACCACUCGGCCCCAGUUCGUAUGGACCCGGAGUACGAGUUCCACCGCCUAAUAGCAGCUUAGGACCCGGACCUAUGCCACCUAUGACCAUGACCGGCGGGAGACCACAAUGGCAACCAAACACAUCUACACCUAUUUAUUCAUCAUCUUCUCCUGGGAAUUACGGUGGUCCGCCAGGUUCGGCGGGUCCACCGGGCCCAGGAACACCAAUAAUGCCAAGUCCGCAAGAUUCGUCCAAUUCGGGUGGUGAAAAUAUGUAUACGCUGAUGAAACCGGCGGUGGGCGGUUCGAUGCCCGGGGAAUUCCCAAUGUCUGGCGGUCCGGAAGGUGGACCAAUGGGGCCGAUGGGACCGAACUCGAUGGGUCCAGUGCUGAACGGUGACGGCAUGGACGGAAUGAAGAAUUCUCCAGCUAACGGAGGACCGGGCACCCCAAGAGAGGACAGCGGAAGCGGAAUGGGAGAUUACAACUUGACGGGAUUCGGCGGUCCUGGAGAAAAUGAUCAAACGGAAUCGGCUGCUAUUUUGAAAAUAAAAGAAAGCAUGCAAGAGGAGGCCAAGCGGUUUGAGAAAGACUCGGACCACCCUGAGUAUUUCAUGCAAUAACUCCCCCUCGCUGGCCUCUCGGGCCGGUCAGACGCCUCUCUUCCUUCCUAACUCUACUAACCCGGGCGGUGGUCUGCUCAGCUCUUCCCGCGACCCCUUCUCAGAAAUAUACGCGACGCUCUGCUCUAUUUUCGGCUAUUGGCUAGUCAUGUACCUUUUGUGUUUUGCAGAUAUUCCUUUGAAGGAACGUGUUUACGGUGCCCUCAAAGUACCCCCUAGUAUAUGAAAUUGACACUGACCCGCACACACUGAAAUCGAAAUUCACCCGCGCCCAAAUCUCCCAUAAGCCCAAAAUGUUACAGUAGUACGUCCACCGCUCUAUCCGGUGAGCCCGGCGCCCACAAAUGCUCACCGGCGUAAUCAGCCUUGCGAUGGCUGAUUUUCGGUCUUUACUAAGAUUAUCAUACAAUGCAAAAUAAUGAAAUAAAAUAAAUAAAAAUAAAUAAAAUAAAAUAAUUACUUUACGGUUAGAUAUGCAACCUUCAUGCGUUUAAUUACUUUACAGUUAGAAAAAAAAAAUUCCACCCCCCUUCUCCAACACAGUACCAAGAUGUAUAAUGUAUUGAAUUUUAAGUACGAACGAACCUUACGCCCUCUAUUAAUAUGAGUAUGUAAGGUUUUAGAGACAUUUUUUAACUGUUUAUAUCACACAUUCCUACGGCGGGAUGGUUCUUUUCUUUUUUUUUGUUUUAAUUUUAUUAUUAUUAUUACUAAUUGUUUUUAUUUUAUUUUCGGAUGAGCUGAGAAUCACCACCAUUCGGCAGUGAUGUAUGUACCGUACGUUAUUUUUUAAAUUAAUUUUAGAUGUUGUAAGAACAUUAUAAACGCUAUUGGCCUCGGACAAAGGAUGGCUUUAUAGACGAUCACUUUGUUUCGCACACGAAUACGUAUCGGAAGAGAAUUUUUUUUGUUUGUCUCCUAAAUGUUUACGUAUAAUGAUCUCCCAAAUUCAGUCCAUGUGCGAUUAAAUUUAAAGGAAAAUUUUAAGUCAUUUUAACAUCACAUAUACUUAUACAUAUAUAUAUAUAUAAAAUUUAAACGAUUGUUUUUGGAAGAUAUUAAGUAUACGUAUACAUACUUAAAUAGAAUUUUUUAUCGUCAUUAUUACUUAUUUUUUUCCAAAACGGUUGUCAUUGUCAUGUUUUAAGGUUUAUUUAGAUUUAGGCAGUAAUUUAUAAAAUUUUAUUCUUGAAAUAAACGAACAUUAUUGAGAUUA
This is a messenger RNA of Onthophagus taurus, 3136 nucleotides long. RefSeq names its product Sequence-specific single-stranded DNA-binding protein (gene Ssdp). Gene Ontology annotation, biological process: positive regulation of transcription by RNA polymerase II. The record is from RefSeq and is a predicted model, not a curated record. Gene Ontology annotation, molecular function: protein binding; single-stranded DNA binding. Lineage: Eukaryota; Metazoa; Arthropoda; Insecta; Coleoptera; Scarabaeidae. Gene Ontology annotation, cellular component: nucleus.